UCUCCAUCUUGUCGCUUUCCCCAAAAAAUCUCUCUGCUUGUACCGAAGACCAUACCCCCAUCAGAAUCAAUCAAACAGCUUUACAUCUCCUGAUUCACUUGUUUCGUCCCAUAUCAACCAAUGAGUGGCCAUCGAAGCUACCUACAGCAUGUGGAAGCUCCGUAAGAACAGAUAACGAAUUCGAGAAGUCAAGAGAGUGAGAUUGCAAAUAUCACUACUAAGUCUCUCUAUCUCCCGGAAGGUUUGAUCUAGACAGGUUGUGUUCUGUUUUUGCUUGUUUGGAAGGGAGAAAAUGGCUACUUCGCGAUUCUGCGCGACGUCGAGUGGAGCAGAGACGUUUCUGCAUUCUAGUUCCUUUUCGAGAUUGAUCGAUUGCGGUUACAGGAGUAGCAAAUCUAGGUUGCUGUUCGUGAGGACCGCAAGGUUGCCGCCAUUGAGGAGGACAUUUCUGGUGAAGUGUGUCUCGAGUGAGCCGAAGCAGAAGCUGAAGGAUUCGGUAACUGAACAAGGAGAAGCUCCUAGCAAUCUGAGCCCUUUUGCACCAGAUGCCACAUCCAUAGCCUCCAGUAUCAAAUACCAUUCAGAGUUCACCCCAUUGUUUUCCCCAGAGAAAUUUGAACUGCCAAAGGCUUUCUUUGCGACUGCACAAAGUGUUCGUGAUACUCUCAUCAUUAACUGGAAUGCUACAUAUGAUUUCUAUGAUAAAUUGAAUAUGAAGCAGGCAUACUAUUUGUCCAUGGAGUUUUUACAGGGUAGGGCCCUGUUGAAUGCAGUUGGAAAUUUAGGGCUCACUGGUGCUUAUGCUGAGGCUUUGAAAAAGCUAGGACAUAAUUUAGAAGCCAUAGCUUGCCAGGAGCCUGAUGCUGCUCUUGGAAAUGGUGGUCUUGGCCGACUUGCCUCUUGUUUCUUGGAUUCUUUGGCGACCUUAAAUUAUCCAGCAUGGGGUUAUGGACUUAGAUACAGAUAUGGCUUAUUCAAACAGCGAAUAACUAAAGAAGGGCAGGAGGAAGUUGCAGAAGAUUGGCUUGAGAUGAGCAACCCAUGGGAAAUAGUGAGAAAUAAUGUCUCAUACCCUGUAAAGUUUUAUGGUAAGGUUGUUUCAGGAUCAGAUGGUAAAAGACACUGGAUUGGAGGAGAAGAUAUACAGGCUGUUGCCUAUGAUGUUCCAAUACCGGGAUAUAAUACUAAAACUACUAUCAACCUGCGACUUUGGUCAACUAAGGCAACUUCAGAAGAUUUUGAUUUAAAGGAUUUUAAUGCUGGAGAGCACACAAAGUCUGCAGGGGCCUUAUUUAAUGCUGAAAAGAUCUGCUAUGUACUCUACCCUGGGGAUGAGUCACUUGAGGGCAAGGUCCUGCGUUUGAAGCAACAAUACACCUUAUGCUCAGCUUCUCUCCAAGAUAUCAUUGCACGUUUUGAAAGAAGAUCUGGAGCUAAUAUUAGAUGGGAAGAAUUCCCUGAGAAGGUUGCAGUGCAAAUGAAUGAUACUCACCCUACUCUCUGCAUCCCCGAGCUUAUGAGAAUUUUGAUAGAUGUAAAGGGCUUAAGUUGGAAAGAUGCCUGGAAUAUCACUCAGAGAACUGUGGCAUACACAAACCAUACUGUUCUGCCAGAGGCAUUGGAGAAAUGGAGUUUAGAACUAAUGCAGAAACUGCUACCACGACACAUGGAGAUCAUAGAAAUGAUUGAUGAAGAGUUUAUUCAAACCAUUGUUUCUGAGUAUGGCAUAGCGGAUUCUGACUUGCUGGAGAAAAAGCUAAAGGAGAUGAGAAUCUUAGAAAAUGUUGAUUUGCCUGCCGCCUUUGCAGAUUUGAUUGUAAAACCUAAAGAAAGUACUGUUGCUGUCCCCAAUGAGGAGCCUGAUAAUUCUGAAGAAUCAAAAGAGGAGGUCAAUCUAGUGAGUGAAGAAAACAAACUUGAAAAUGGAGGCACUCAGGAAGAGGAGCAGGAACCAGAAACCAAACCGGAACCGGAACCAAUUCCAGUACCAGAACCACCAAAAUUGGUCCGAAUGGCUAACCUGUGUGUUGUAGGUGGUCAUGCUGUAAAUGGAGUUGCCGAGAUACAUAGUGAGAUAGUAAAGAAUGAAGUAUUUAAUGAAUUCUUUCAGUUGUGGCCCAAGAAGUUUCAGAAUAAGACAAACGGUGUCACGCCAAGGAGAUGGAUCCGUUUUUGCAAUCCAGAUUUAAGUAAAAUUAUAACUGAUUGGAUAGGAACAGAAGAUUGGGUCUUAAACACUGAAAUGCUGUCUGAACUUAAAAAGUAUGCAGACAACAAGGAUCUCCAGAACCAGUGGAGAGCGGCAAAAAGGAGCAACAAAAUGAAGGUCGCAUCAUUUCUGAAAAAAAAAACAGGGUAUUCUGUGAGCCCUGAUGCAAUGUUCGACAUCCAGGUGAAGCGCAUCCAUGAAUACAAGCGACAACUUCUGAAUAUCUUGGGAAUUGUUUACCGCUACAAAGUGAUGAAAGAAAUGACUGCUGAGGAAAGGAAAGAAAAGUUUGUUCCGCGUGUUUGUAUAUUUGGGGGAAAAGCAUUUGCUACCUACGUGCAAGCAAAGAGAAUUGUCAAAUUCAUUACAGAUGUUGGGGCUACAGUUAAUCAUGAUCCUGAAAUAGGUGAUUUACUUAAGGUUGUUUUUGUCCCUGAUUAUAAUGUCAGUGUUGCUGAAUUGCUUAUACCAGCAAGUGAACUCUCACAGCAUAUCAGUACUGCUGGAAUGGAGGCCAGCGGAACCAGCAACAUGAAGUUUGCAAUGAAUGGUUGCAUAUUAAUAGGGACUUUGGAUGGUGCCAAUGUUGAAAUACGUGAAGAGGUUGGAGAAGAGAACUUCUUCCUCUUUGGUGCUAAAGCUAACGAGAUUGCAGGGCUCAGGAAAGAAAGAGCUGAGGGAAAGUUUGUUCCGGAUCCUUGUUUUGAAGAAGUAAAGGAAUUUGUCAGAAGUGGUGUAUUUGGCCCAUAUGACUAUAAUGAACUGAUCGGCUCAUUGGAAGGAAAUGAAGGUUUUGGGCGUGCAGAUUAUUUCCUCGUUGGCAAGGAUUUCCCAAGUUAUAUAGAAUGCCAAGAGAAGGUUGAUGAGGCAUAUCGGGAUCAAGAGAAAUGGACAAGAAUGUCAAUCUUGAAUACAGCGGGUUCACCGAAGUUCAGCAGUGACAGAACCAUUCAUGAAUAUGCUAGGGACAUAUGGAAAAUUAAACCUGUUGAAUUGCCAUGAUAGUGGAGAUCUCCCACCGAGGCCUUUUGUGCUGCAGCCACCAUGUUUUCCAUCAUAUGUUUAAUAAAAUAAUAAAAAAAAAAAAUACAAUUUCAAAUGGGAUAAAUGUAG
This is a messenger RNA of Carica papaya (papaya), 3322 nucleotides long. RefSeq names its product Glycosyl transferase, family 35. The record is from RefSeq and is a predicted model, not a curated record. Gene Ontology annotation, biological process: glycogen catabolic process. Gene Ontology annotation, cellular component: cytoplasm. Gene Ontology annotation, molecular function: glycogen phosphorylase activity; pyridoxal phosphate binding. NCBI's taxonomy places the organism in Eukaryota, Viridiplantae, Streptophyta, Magnoliopsida, Brassicales, Caricaceae.